This is a messenger RNA of Amphibalanus amphitrite, 1269 nucleotides long. Its product is annotated as glycine-rich cell wall structural protein-like. The transcript has 2 exons. The record is from RefSeq and is a predicted model, not a curated record. Lineage: Eukaryota; Metazoa; Arthropoda; Thecostraca; Balanomorpha; Balanidae. The coding region runs from base 32 to 1174 and encodes 380 amino acids.
CUGGUCAACGGGAGUCGACAGUGAACACAUCAUGAACACCCUGCGCGUUGCUGCGUGCGCCGCCGCUCUGGUGGUCCUCGCCUCGGCUGACCACGGAGGCGGCGGAGGAUUCAAGGGAUCCUCUGGCGGAGGAUUCAAGGGAUCCUUCGGCGGAGGAUUCGGCGGAAGCCAUGGCGGCGGCGGCUUCAUCUCCAGCGGCGGAUACGGAGGCGGCGGCGGUGGCCACAGAGUAGGCGGAAUCAGCACCAGUGGAUACAACGGCGGAUCCAGUGGUGGAUUUGGCGGUGGGCACGGAGGAAGAAUCGUAUCCAGCGGUGGAUACGGAGGCGGAUCCAUUGGCGGACACGGCGGUGGAAGCGUCAUCUCCAGUGGUGGAUACGGUGGUGGUUCCAGUGGCGGAUACGGAGGUGGGAGCAGCAUCUCUGGUGGUGGAUACAGCGGAGGAUCCAUUGGGCACGGUGGUGGACGCAUCAUUUCAAGCGGUGGACACAGUGGUGGAUCCAGUGGUGGAUACGGUGGUGGAUCCAUUGGACACAGCAGUGGAAGCAUCAUUUCAAGCAGUGGAUACAGUGGUAGAUCCAGCGGAGGGUCCAUUGGACACAGUGGUGGACGCAUCAUUUCAAGCGGUGGAUACAGCGGCGGAUCCAGCAGCGGCUACGGAGGUGGAUCCAUCGGUGGACACAGCAGUGGAAACAUCAUCUCCAGCGGUGGAUACGGCGGCGGAUCCAUUGGACACGGCGGUGGAAGAGUUAUUUCAAGCGGCGGAUACGGCGGUGGGAGCAGCAUUUCCAGCGGCGGAUACAGCGGUGGUUCUUCCAUCGGAUACGGUGUCGCCGGAGGCCGUUCAUCUGUCACUGUAUCCUCAGGGGGCUAUGGCGGCGGAUCCAGCGGCGGAAGAAUCAUCUCUGGUGGUGGAUACGGCGGAGGAUCCAUUGGACACGGCGGUGGACGCAUCAUUUCAAGCGGUGGAUACAGUGGUGGAUCCAGUGGCGGAUACGGCGGAGCAUCCACGGGUGGGUACGGUGGUGGAUCCAGCGGAGGACGCAUCAUUUCCAGCGGCGGAUACGGAGGCGGAUCCAGCGGUGGAUACGGCGGAAACUCGGGAGGAUACGGCGGCGGCAGCUCAGUCGUCUCCAGCCGAGGAUUCGGCGGCGGGAACAGCGGCUACCAUUGAUACAUGUCACUACUGUGUGGGCUCGGAACGACCCUUCGUGUGUGUCAACUAUCAAAGUCUAUUAUUUAUUCGUAAUCAAUAAAUGUUAAAUUCAA